Molecule: messenger RNA, 508 nt
Organism: Aspergillus heteromorphus CBS 117.55
Lineage: Eukaryota; Fungi; Ascomycota; Eurotiomycetes; Eurotiales; Aspergillaceae
Exons: 3
Source: RefSeq, a predicted model, not a curated record
AUGCACAACCCGCAUGCCAUUCCCAGGAUUCCCGCAAUGGCCCUUUAUUUCCGACCUGCAGAUCAUCCGGUCAUUCCAGCCAUCGAUGUAUCGCUCGGAUGGUCGGGGUGCGGGAGGGAGCACAAGGUUAAAUUGGACCCAGUCUGGGCAUCGGGUGUUCCGACGGGCCACAAUAAUGGGAAGACCCUGGUCCUGGUGCUGGUCCUGGUGCUGGUGCCUGGAGCAAUUUAUCUAGCAAGGCCCAUAGAUUCAGGAACCAUCCCCUCGACAUGCUUCUAUGCUCAAUGUCGAGACUGCUUCCAGAGUCAGAGGGGUUCGAAAUCUUCCGAGGGCACCCCUCAGAUCCAGUUCGUCACCCGGGAUCAACCGAACAGGGGACAGGGAGGCAAGGGCACCAACAGGACACCACCUCCUCAGGGACAGAACAAGUCGGCACACAUGUCUCCGCAGCGGUCAACGGUCGAGAAAAAUAAGCAACAUGAGAUAAGGCUGACCUAUCUCUCAGCAG